This is a messenger RNA of Prorocentrum cordatum, 372 nucleotides long. Lineage: Eukaryota; Dinophyceae; Prorocentrales; Prorocentraceae. The record is from the annotation of a GenBank genome assembly.
AUGGAUGAGCUGGAAAAAUGGAAGAAUCCGAACCACGAGCUGAUCUUGGCAGCUGUCUGGGUAUUGAGCUCCAUCAACCCCUCUUCCGGCCUGCGCUUCAAUCGCAACAUGCUCCGCAGGCGCUUCAGCUCCCAAGUGCGGGCUGCAUGGAGGAGGCCGCUGGACAUGUUAAGGGUACCGGCCCCUAGCAUUGCCGACGCCCCAGGAUCCUGCACCCACGCCCGGAGACGUUGUUGCAAGCCGCCGCGAGACUGGAGAAUGCCAAUCUUGGAGUGGACUUGCCGUCUGCUUUCUGGCGCCGGUGCUCGAAGCUCUCGCCACUGCUUCCACUGCUGGACGAGCGCAAUCACCUGGCCCUUCCAGCUGCACUAG